Merops nubicus (carmine bee-eater) is the source of this 1201-nucleotide messenger RNA. RefSeq names its product SEC13 homolog (S. cerevisiae) (gene SEC13). Bases 7 to 909 code for a protein of 300 amino acids. The record is from RefSeq and is a predicted model, not a curated record. Lineage: Eukaryota; Metazoa; Chordata; Aves; Coraciiformes; Meropidae. Gene Ontology annotation, molecular function: structural molecule activity; protein binding. The transcript is spliced from 7 exons. Gene Ontology annotation, biological process: COPII-coated vesicle budding; protein import into nucleus; positive regulation of TOR signaling. Gene Ontology annotation, cellular component: COPII vesicle coat; nuclear pore outer ring.
GCUCAGAUGGACUACUAUGGCACACGGCUGGCAACCUGCUCCUCCGACCGCUCCGUGAAGAUCUUCGAUGUUCGGAACGGGGGGCAGAUCCUCAUUGCAGACCUGAGAGGGCAUGAAGGUCCCGUGUGGCAGGUUGCCUGGGCCCAUCCUAUGUACGGGAAUAUCUUGGCCUCCUGUUCCUACGACAGGAAGGUCAUCGUCUGGAAGGAGGAAAAUGGGACUUGGGAAAAGACAUACGAGUACACGGGGCAUGAUUCCUCAGUGAAUUCUGUCUGCUGGGCACCACACGACUACGGGUUGAUCCUGGCCUGCGGGAGCUCGGACGGGGCCAUUUCGCUGCUGAGCUACACGGGAGACGGGCAGUGGGAAGUCAAAAAGAUCAGCAAUGCACAUACAAUUGGAUGUAAUGCAGUUAGCUGGGCUCCUGCUGUUGUACCAGGAAGCCUUAUAGAACAGCCAUCUGGUCAGAAACCAAACUACAUCAAAAGAUUUGCAUCUGGUGGCUGUGACAACCUUGUCAAGAUCUGGAAGGAAGAAGAUGGUCAGUGGAAGGAGGAGCAGAAGCUGGAGGCUCACAGUGACUGGGUUCGAGAUGUAGCCUGGGCUCCAUCUAUAGGUUUGCCAACAAGCACCAUUGCAAGCUGCUCGCAGGAUGGCAGAGUGUUUAUCUGGACGUGUGACGAUGCCUCUGGAAACUCGUGGUCGCCAAAGCUGCUGCACAAAUUCAAUGAUGUUGUCUGGCACGUGAGCUGGUCCAUCACUGCCAACAUCCUUGCAGUGUCUGGGGGAGACAACAAAGUCACACUCUGGAAGGAAUCAGUAGAUGGCCUGUGGGCGUGUAUCAGCGACGUCAACAAGGGCCAGGGAGGGGUGUCGGCCGCGGGGGAGGGGCAGCAGAACGAGCAGUGACACAGCCCAGCUGCCACCAGCAGCCACCACGCCUGAUGUGCAGCAUCCCUGGAACCAGGCAAGAACUGAUUUUAUCUCAUCCAGACAUGAACAUGGGAAACAAUUACCCAAUUCUUGAGCACUCUAUUACUGGGAGGCUAUGAUGUGUUCAUAAUCAGCCUUAAUUGACAUUCCCUUAAAUGUAAGGUAAAGAGCAUAGCAAAGCACUGUGCCUUACACUACUCCUUGAUGCCACAGAAAAUUGUACCUUGAUUUACUGGCUUAGGGAUCAAGUUUCAUGGGAUUAUGCUUC